This is a messenger RNA of Ylistrum balloti, 3419 nucleotides long. RefSeq names its product peroxisomal bifunctional enzyme-like. Gene Ontology annotation, molecular function: NAD+ binding; (3S)-3-hydroxyacyl-CoA dehydrogenase (NAD+) activity. Bases 183 to 2336 code for a protein of 717 amino acids. Gene Ontology annotation, biological process: fatty acid beta-oxidation. The record is from RefSeq and is a predicted model, not a curated record. Gene Ontology annotation, cellular component: peroxisome. The transcript has 18 exons. NCBI's taxonomy places the organism in Eukaryota, Metazoa, Mollusca, Bivalvia, Pectinida, Pectinidae.
AAAAACAAGUUAAGAAAUGCACGGAAUGUAAAAUGUUCUAUUCUUCCUGAGUUAAACUUUAAACUUGAACUCAGGUUCAAAAAGUAGGUCACCAACUGUAGAAGGUCUAACCUAUGUAUUCAGAUAAGGCAGACUUUAGACAGGUAUUAGGGUCAAAUUAUGUGACUGUAUAAGCUGCCGCCAUGGUCGACUACAGUGUGAACGGCUCUGUUGCACUUUUGCUUGUUAAUAAUCCGCCUGUCAACGCCCUCAGUCAUGCUGUCAGAAAAGGACUUGCUGAUGGGAUGUUGAAGGCGGAAAAGGACAGAAAUGUCAAAGCUAUUGUAAUAGCAGGAAAGGGACGAACAUUUCCUGCUGGAGCAGACAUAAGGGAGUUUAGCAGACCAAAAAGAGAGCCAUGGUUAACUAGUGUGGGCAACAACAUUGAGAGCAGCAGAAAACCAGUGGUGGCAGCUAUCCAUGGCACAUGUCUAGGAGGUGGUCUGGAGGUGGCACUCUUCUGCCACUACAGGGUGGCACUCAAGUCUGCAAAGGUUGGAUUUCCAGAAGUAGCUCUUGGAAUCCUACCUGGUGCAGCAGGGACCCAGAGAUUGCCUCGUGUUACCGGGUUACCAAUUGCAUUUGAUAUGAUAACAUCAGGACGCCAUGUUUCAGCAGACCAGGCUAAAAAGUAUGGAAUUAUAGAUGAGGUUUUUACUGGUGAUAUAGUGAAUUCAGGCAUAAAGUAUGCCUUGAGUAUGGUAGGAAAGUCUACAAUUCCAAGAAGACUACGAGCUGUACAAGUGCCAGGAGGAGAAAAUGUCCAGGAAUAUGCUGAUGCUGCGAUGGCUCAGGUGAAAAAGAAAUACAAAGGAUACCAGGCACCAGUGUACUGUGUAAGAGCUAUUAAAGCAUCCGUUGAAAAACCUUAUGAUUUAGGAGUGAAAAAUGAGGAAACCUUGUUCAAAGUUUUGGGGCAGUCUGGCCAGGCACGUGCUCAACAGUAUGCUUUCUUUGCCGAGAGAUUGGUGGGCAAGUGGCAAAUGCCAGGUGGUAACUCUGAAACAGCCAAACCUCUUCCAGUACGGUCCACUGCUGUCAUCGGUGCUGGGACUAUGGGGUCGGGGAUUGCUGUUUGUAUCCUCAGUGCUGGACUUCCCUGUUAUCUGGUGGAGCAGAAUGAAAAAUUUCUGAAUAAUGGUGUGAAAACUAUAAAGGCCUUGAUGGAGGGAAGUGUGAAGUUGGGCAAGAUAUCAGUGGAGGUUGGGCAACGUGCUGCAUCUCUCCUCAAACCCACCAUGAGUUACGAUGACCUCACCGGUGUCGACCUGGUUAUAGAGGCUGUCUACGAGAAUUUAGAUUUAAAGAAAGAAAUUUUUGCAAAGUUGGACAAAAUUUGCAAACCAAGUACCAUCUUGUGUUCCAACACCUCAAGUUUAGAUAUUGACAGAAUUGCCGUGGCAACCAAUCGACCUGAGAAAUGCGUGGGUGUUCAUUUCUUUGCCCCAGCCUACCAUAUGAAACUGUUGGAGAAUAUCUACAGUACACGGACAUCACCAGUUACCGCUGCCACAGUGAUGAAACUGGGCAAGACCAUCGGGAAGGUUCCAGUUCUCGUGAAAUCCUGCCAAGGGUUCCUUGCUAAUAGAAUGAAUACACCAUAUGGAACAGAAGCAACAUUCCUAGUGGAGGAGGGGGCCCUGCCAUGGGAGGUGGACCAGGUGAUGGAGGACUUUGGGAUGCCUAUGGGGCCCUUCAAGGUCCGCGAUCUGUCAGGAUUGGACAUCAAUGUGAAAAUAACUGAAGAGAUCGCAAAGACGUUUGGCAUUAAACUUACAGAUGAGACUCGCUUUGUGGGUGGAAACCGUUAUAGUCAUCUCAAUGCCACCCUAGUAAAUAUGGGUAGACUUGGCAGGAAAUCUGGUAAAGGCUGGUACAAGUAUGAGAAGGCUGGAGGGAAAUUAGCCACUGUAGAUGAUGAGGUGAUUUCUGUGUUAGAAAGACACUGCAGGAGGCUAGGGAUGGAAAGGCGCACCGUCUCCUCACAGGAGAUUAUAGAGAGGCUGCUGUAUCCUUGUAUAAAUGAAGGCUUCAAAAUAUUGGAAGAAGGCAUUGCAAAACGGCCAGAAGAUAUUGAUAUCAGUUGGUUAUACGGCUUCACCUUUCCAAAGUACCUAGGAGGUCCCAUGUACUACGCCAGUCAGGUGGGGCUGGACCGCAUCUAUGACAGGAUUUGUCACUACCAUGAAGCAUUCCCAUACAGCAAGCACUGGGUUCCUAGUCUACUGUUACGGAGGCUUAGUGAGCAGAAUAUUCCAUUGUCACAAUGGAUGGCCAGUCCUGGCGCCAAGCUAUAAAUCACAAGAUAUUAAUGAACAGGCUCUAGAUCAUCGGAGGUCAAGCUUCAAGCCUCUUGAGGUCAAGGGUCAUUGCAUAGGAAACUGAAGGGUUAAACCCUAGGUCGCUGGAGGUCAAGGCUGGAAUUCCAACGUGCAAUUAUGUUAUAAGAAUACUGAAGCAAGGAUUACUUGCUUAACAAAAAAUUUCAUUGGUGUUUAACAAAACUGUAUUGACUACCGUGAUCAAUGUUAUCAUUCAACUUACCUUAAUUCCUGUCAUACAUUAUCAGGAUAUGGUUUGGAGAUAUGUUUGCAUCACUUUUUUAUCCAGGAACUGUACUCAGAUUUUAUUUUCAGUCUCAGAUUACAAUCAAUUGAAUUACAUGUCAACUUAUCUCGAAAUUCAGGGAAAAUUUACUGUACAUUAAUCUUUCACUGUGAUUGUAUAGUUUUGAUGACAUGUUUAACUGUUCAAAAUUUUAAUGACGCUUCAUUUUGUUUUUUUUUUUUUUUUUUGCCUUUAACGUGUUCCAAACUUGACACUCCUACUCUAAACAUCAGUAUUUAUACCCUGUAUUUUACAACAAUCGUAAAGCUGUAUCUUAUAUCAAUCACUGUUGUUGACCCUCAUGGAAGCUUGUGAAGGUCCAAACCUUGUAUGGAGUAUCUGGUGAAAAGCUAUGUGGCCUGGCAGGUGAACAAUAUACUUUCUCUCAUCUAAUUGGGUAAUCAUACCUCCAUCACCUAGGUGAAAGGGGAGUGUUUACUACUUCACCACCUAACCACCUAACAUGGGUAUAAAAAUGCUAGGUCAUUUUGACCCUUGUUGUGCUGAUGUUAUUUUUGUAUUGAAUGAAGUGUCUUGUUUAUGUGAGCUGAUUAAAACAGGUGAUUGGCCUCUAGCAUUAAUGUAUCUUUACGAUAAAAAAACUGGAUAAAUCGGUCCACAGAUCACAUCAAUGAAUAACAUAUCAAUGCGAUUUCUGAUCUAAUGUUGGAGAUUUUCUUUAUUUAAGAUAUUGCAACAUAAAUCUAUUUUUUUAUGUUAUGGUGCAGCUUUAGAUUGUAUGUUAUUCUGUUGUUGAUUUGGAAUUGUUUAAU